AGUGCUGAUCAUAAUGUCUGAAACAAACUGCUGUGGAUACAUCCAGCCUAUACGCAAAGUUAAAACAUUUGAUGAUGUCCAACUGUGGUUGAAGUCUCAAGCAUACUCUGAGAUUUUAGGAUUCCUCACUGCUUUAAAUAAUUCUGUCAAAGGUAAAUCAUACAAACAUUCCUAUGAGGUCUGUGAAAAGAUGCAAUCUGUUGUGUUGCUGUUCAAGCAUAUAAGGGAGGACAUUGACCAGAUUCCAUUAGAAAAUGAUCAGAGAUUUGGGAACAAAGCAUUUCGGGUUCUUGGGGAACGCAUUAUCCAAAAAUCUGAUCAAUGGAUUAGAGACAUUUUGCCUGAUGACCUCAAAGGUGCUGUUAUUGAGCUCAAAGCUUAUUUCGAUGAAAGUUUUGGAAGUUUUGGUAGAGUUGACUAUGGCACUGGACACGAAAUCAAUUUUCUUGCAUUUUGCUGCUGUUUGUAUAAGAUUGGCUAUUUCUCUACCGAUGACUAUGUUGCCACUGUCUUUUUCUUAUUCAGAGAAUAUCUCGAUUUGAUGCGAAAAAUUCAAAUCUGGUACAAAUUAGAACCAGCAGGAAGUCACGGAGUGUGGGGCCUUGAUGAUUAUCAGUUCCUUCCAUUUAUUUUUGGCAGUGCUCAGUUCUUGUCCAAUCCAGUGAUUUCUCCAGAUCAAUUCGUUCAGCCAGACAUUGUCGCCAAAUAUCAUGAAGACUUCAUGUUUUUAGAGUGCAUAAAGUUCAUCAACGAAGUUAAAACGGGACCAUUUGCUGAGCACAGUAAUCAACUAUGGGGUAUAUCAGGGGUGCCAACGUGGACUAAAGUAAACGGUGGACUCAUCAAAAUGUAUAAAGCUGAAGUUUUAGCAAAGUUUCCUGUUGUACAACAUUUCGUUUUUGGAUCCCUGCUGUCCUUGGAUUCUACGUGAUAAGAAUUCUAGAUAGGUUGAUUUGUCUCAUUACGAUGAAAAAUGUUGCAUUUUUGAUUUCUUUUGUACAAUGUAUUUGUAUCAGUAAUUAAUGUUGAAUUUGAUUACAAUGUUGAGAUCCAAGAUUACAUCAGAAACAAAGCUUUCUGUACAUAAUAUCAUAUUGAAUAUGCUGUACUGUUAUCAUUACUUCAUAUUUGUUUCAAGAAUCCUUCUCGUGAAUGAAUAA
Molecule: messenger RNA, 1160 nt
Organism: Bolinopsis microptera
Lineage: Eukaryota; Metazoa; Ctenophora; Tentaculata; Lobata; Bolinopsidae
Product: serine/threonine-protein phosphatase 2A activator-like
Exons: 1
Coding region: 14-931 (305 amino acids)
Biological process (GO): mitotic spindle organization
Cellular component (GO): protein phosphatase type 2A complex; nucleus; cytoplasm
Molecular function (GO): peptidyl-prolyl cis-trans isomerase activity; protein tyrosine phosphatase activator activity
Source: RefSeq, a predicted model, not a curated record